AUUGUGUCAAAGAAUGCUAUGCAGUACCGUGGGAAUGCCCAGCAUGAUGCGCAGGAGUUUCUGCUUUGGCUUUUAGACAGAGUUCAUGAAGAUCUAAACAAUGUAGUGAAAUACAGCGGCAUGCCUCCUCUGAAGCCACCAUUGGAGGACGAUGUGCUGCUUGAGGGACCAGCCUUUCCAAUCAGUAGCACUUUUGUGCAGGAACUCUUUCAAGCCCAGUACAGAUCCUCUCUGACAUGCCCUCAUUGCCAGAAGCAGAGCAACACCUUUGACCCUUUUCUCUGCAUCUCUCUGCCAAUUCCUUUGCCUCAUACACGGCCUCUCUAUGUCACCGUGGUGUACCAGGGGAAGUGCUCUCACUGCAUGCGGAUUGGGGUGGCAGUGCCUAUCUCGGGAACAGUGGCUAGGCUGCGGGAAGCGGUCUCCUCAGAAACCAAGAUACCCACUGAGCAGAUUGUGCUGACAGAGAUGUACUACGAUGGGUUCCAUCGUUCCUUCUGUGAUACUGAUGACCUGGACACAAUCCACGAAAGCGACUGUAUUUUUGCCUUUGAGACUCCAGAGAUAUUUAGGCCUGAAGGGAUCCUUAGUCAGAGAGGAAUACAUGUAAACAAUAACCUGAAUAACUUGAAAUAUGGCACUGAGCAAUCCCGAACAAUAUCUUACUCACAAGGAACAGCAAAAUCUGGAAAACUGGAACAGUCCUCUACUAGACAAGCAGCAAAUGAUAAGAUUGUAUUGCUAGUGUGUAACAGAGCAUGCACUGGACAACAAAGCAAAAGGUUUGGCUUGCCCUUUGUAUUGCAUUUGGAAAAAACAAUUGCUUGGGAUAUUCUGCAGAAGGAAAUUUUGGAGAAGAUGCAGUAUUUCCUGCGGCCUACAGCCUGCAUGCAGGUUUGCCCAUUCAGCUUGCGAGUGGUCAGUGUUGUGGGCAUAACAUACUUGCUACCUCAGGAGGAGCGACCCUUGUGCCAUCCAACAGUGGAAAGGGCAUUGAAGUCAUGUGGACAGGGGGGAACUGCUCAUGUGAAAUUGGUGGUGGAAUGGGACAAAGAAACUAAAGAUUAUUUGUUUGUGAAUACGGAGGAUGAGUAUAUUCCAGACUCUGAAAGCGUCCGCCAGCAGAGAGAGCUUCAUCAUCAACCUCAGACCUGCACUUUAUCUCAGUGUUUCCAACUUUACACCAAAGAAGAACAGCUUGCCCCAGAUGAUGCAUGGCGCUGCCCACACUGCAAGCAGCUGCAGCAGGGUAGCAUCACACUCAGCCUUUGGACCUUACCUGAUGUUCUCAUCAUACAUCUCAAAAGGUUUAGACAGGAAGGAGACCGAAGGAUGAAACUUCAAAACAUGGUUAAAUUCCCCCUGAGUGGCUUGGACAUGACUCCUCAUGUGGUUAAACGCAGUCAGAGCAGCUGGAGUUUGCCAUCUCAUUGGUCGCCAUGGAGGCGACCUUAUGGUCUUGGAAGGGAUCCUGAAGACUAUAUUUAUGACCUGUACGCUGUUUGCAAUCACCAUGGCACCAUGCAAGGCGGGCACUAUACAGGCAAGUAUUCUGCUGUUGAUGGCCAGUGGUACUGCUUUGAUGACAGUGAUGUUCAGCAACUUUCUGAAAAUGAAGUCUGCAAGCAGACGGCAUAUAUUCUUUUCUACCAGAGACGCACCGCAAUCCCAUCAUGGUCUGCUAACAGCUCUGUGGCAGGCUCCACAAGCUCUUCUCUGUGUGAACACUGGGUCAGCCGUCUUCCUGGCAGCAAGCAACCCAGCAUUGCUUCAGCGGCUUCAUCACGGCGCACAUCUCUGGCUUCACUCUCAGAAUCAGUCGAGCUGGCUGGUGAAAGGAGUGAAGAUGAUGGAGGAUUUUCAACUCGACCCUUUGUAAGAAGCGUACAGCGUCAGAGCUUGUCAUCUAGAUCCUCUGUCACCAGCCCACUGGCAGUGAGUGAAAAUGGUGUCAGGCCCUCAUGGUCACUCUCUGCGAAACUGCAGAUGCGCUCCAACUCUCCUUCACGCUUCUCUGGAGAUUCCCCUGUACAUACCUCUGCUUCCACCCUGGAGAAGAUUGGAGAGGCUGCUGAUGAUAAAGUCUCCACCUCUUGCUUUGGCAGCUUGAGGAAUCUAUCUAGCAGCUACUUGGAACCCUGUGAUGGCAGUCGGCGAGAGCACAGGACAGUUCGCAGAGCCCCCUUGGCUGUCAUGGAAGGGGCAUUCAGGGAAGAAUCUGUUGUAAGGACAUCCAGCUCAGAUCUUUUAGAUAGAUUUAGUAAAAGCUCUGUGCAGGGAGACAGGAAUCGCCCUGCUUUGGACCCCUUUGAUAACAACAAUCAAAUUGCCUUUGUAGAUCAGACUGAUUCUGUGGAUAGCUCUCCAGUCAAAGAGGUGAAAGCCCCCAGUGGGACAGGGCUAACUCCAGAAAAGGCAGAUAGCACCCCUAAGAAGGCUCACAGCUCCAAGGGAGUUUCUGAGCAAGACAGGAGUUUGGGGAAGGGAAGGACAGUCUUAUCUACCCAGGAGCCCAAAGUCUCUCACUCCUCUCCUCCGUUAAAGAGUUCCCAGAAGGCUUCCCGUUCCAGAAGCAAGAUGGACUCUUCAAGGGCCAGUGGGCGACACGGAUCUCCUGCUCCAAGUCAAGUUAGGAAGGAGCAUAGCACCAAGCCCCAGGAGGUGGUUGUCCCGUCUGCUCAACAGAAACAAAAGUCAGGUUCUUCUCCAUCCUCCACAGCUACCAAGAAAACUCCAUCAGGGUCGGUGACUAAGAGCUCUUCUGCUGUGAAGAGCCGGACUUCAGACCGAAGCCUCAGCAGAGAGGGCUCUAAGAUAAGUCUGGGGUCAGAUAAAACGAGCGUUACCAGCAGUUCAAGAACGAGCUCCCCCCGGAUAAGCCACUCCAGGAGUGACAGUAGGGCAGUGGACAGCAAGCAUGUGCGGAGUUCCUCCAUGGCCAACCUGCGGUCUCCAAACGUUGGUGUGCGUUCUGGGUUGAAGAGGGACAGCAAGUCGGACGAGAAAGGACUGUCUUUCUUUAAAUCAGCCUUAAGGCAGAAGGAGACCCGGAGAUCAGCAGACUUGGGGAAGACAACAAUGCUCCCAAAAAAGACAGCAGGUAGCUCUUCCAAGUCAGCCAGUAAAAAUGUGCUGGAGGACAAACUGGAGAAAGGUGUCAUUCCACCAGCCUCUCAAACCAAUGCCAAUGUUAGUGCAAAAGAAAAGCUUGCCUCAAAAGAUGCCACACCCACCAAACAUUCUCUGCUAUCUAGUCGCAAGUCCAAGUCUUCCCAGCUAGAUCCUGGAGUCCAGUCUCCUUCCAGUGGCAAGCAGUCUGUUGAGAAGUCGCUGAAAAAAUUACCUUCCAGCAUGCAGGUGUCUGUACGGCCUUCUCUGGAACCUCAGUGAGAUGCUGCAAUCCAGGUCUACAUCAUUGUCCUCUUCCCAUGAGAAAGCGAUGACUGCUUCACAUCCUCCCUUGUUCUCCUCUUCUUCUCCGUUCCCUCCUCUUGCUCACAAGAUGUACUUCCCAUUGUGGUGGCUCUUCCUGCUGUUUGCCUGUGGAUCUAGUUGUUUCCCCUGUGCCUGGGACCCCUUUUGAGCUUGGUCUGGGACCACUGUAUUUUCUUGCUUUGGAUCUGCCUCUUGGUUGAGCAGCGUUUCCGCAGUGUGGGUCUAGCCUCUGGCUGGUCCUCGGCAGUCUCACCUGCUGCUCUGGUUGUUGGGCAGCUGCUUUUGGCUGGUGCUGAUCUUCUCUGGCAGAAGUGGUGCUUCCUGGAGGGCCUGCGCCCCUGCCCAGGAGCCCCAUGGCUGGACUGCCGGGGCCUCCGAGCCGCCUGCCGUCCUGCUCCGAGGUGGGGAAUAUCCCUGCUGCAGCCACAGCGUGGCACAAGCAGUUUGUUCUCCCGCAGAAAUGUCAGCCUAGUGGCUUCCGGCACUGCUGACAAAUAGACUUAAGGAUUUUGAUGCUGUGGGCUCAGUGGAUUUAUGUUCAAUUUAGGCUGGACUUCCCUGGAAUUUGUUCUCUGGCGUGCAGUGCAGACCAAAGGAGGGAACUUAGCAGCUCUGUUCUUGAAUCUUUGUGGUGCUUGUGACAAUCAUACUUUAUCCUCAGGGGCUUCUGCCUGUGCCCUCUCCCCCACCCCAACAGGGCCUUGCAAAGUCCCUGUGGCUGAGCGAGGAGCUGCAAGCAGUCCCCUGCUCAGAGCCACACAGGACUCGAAUGCCCGAGUUGUCCCGUCCCCUGCCAGAUGGGCGCUGCAGCCCAUAAUCAGAGAAAGGGUUUUCUCAUUUUCCUGUGUAGUUUUUCUAGCUCUUAGGGAACUGUUCCAAAACUUCUGAAGUUUAGCAACAUACUCAUUUCUCACCUAUGUGUGUUUACAUAUGGUUCUGGCUGAUGCUUGCCAGUAAGGAGGGCUGGAAUUGGCAGGGUCUUGUAUGUGAGUAUGGUAAUCCCUGUGGGCUUUUAGUCUGUUUUAACCACUCAACCAUGAUAGCUCUUCCUCUACUUAAUCCCAACUCCAUGCAGGCCUGGGAGGGGUGUUUAAGUGUAUUAGUGAACUUCCUUGUGCAUAACAAAAAGGGUUCUUCUCCACUUCUGUAGGAAAAGAAAAACACAGGAGGAUUAGGCCUAGUCCCUGAGUGCUGGGGAAGAGAAGAAACAGUCUCCUACCAUCCUUCCCAUCAUUUUCCCCGACUUGUUUCUCUCUGCAGACCAAGGUGUCCUGCUAGUAUCCAGCUGGGAAGCUCUCCUUGUGGCGCAUCUGGAGAAUGGGAUGCAGUACCUGGAUGGACCCUUGCUUAUGCUGAUAGCAGCAGGACUCUGGCUGGAGCAAGCUGAUGUCUUCUUGUGUGGGCCCCAUGAGUUCCUGCCCUCUCAGCGCGUCUGCGUGCCUGCUUAGUGCCAGGAUCAUCCACGCUUUGACCAGCUCUGUCCCCAUGCUGCUGCUGGAAUGCCACGCACAACUCUAUUUGCAUUCCGAUAAUCUAUUAGCCUUUUUUAAUGGUUCUUUAUUGAACUGAGACUUAAACUGUGUGAGACUGAUAAUAAUAGAACGUUUAAUUGUGUGCUUGUCUAAC
Struthio camelus australis is the source of this 5061-nucleotide messenger RNA. NCBI's taxonomy places the organism in Eukaryota, Metazoa, Chordata, Aves, Struthioniformes, Struthionidae. The record is from RefSeq and is a predicted model, not a curated record.